Messenger RNA from Quercus lobata, 4375 nucleotides. RefSeq names its product potassium transporter 10-like. Gene Ontology annotation, biological process: potassium ion transmembrane transport. The record is from RefSeq and is a predicted model, not a curated record. The transcript has 8 exons. Gene Ontology annotation, cellular component: membrane. Bases 1891 to 4266 code for a protein of 791 amino acids. NCBI's taxonomy places the organism in Eukaryota, Viridiplantae, Streptophyta, Magnoliopsida, Fagales, Fagaceae. Gene Ontology annotation, molecular function: potassium ion transmembrane transporter activity.
UCUUACAACUAAGCUCUUUUUUCUGUUUUCUCUGUCUUCUGUCUACUAGUCAUAUGGCACUUCAAGGCCAAGACUGAAAGGUCACAAGCAAAAAACUAAACUCACUUUCGAAAUUUUCACCAAAAAAAAAAAAAUACACAAGUAAAUGCCUAUCAAACUCUCUCUUUUCCUUUUUUGCUUUCAGUUAAAUGCGUGUGGUUCUCUUCAAAUCGGUUUCUGGGUCUUUUUCUUUCAUUUCUGAUCAUUUGGGACUAAACCCAUCUGGGAAUACUGACAAGCAAUUAUAUGAUAUGAUGCUUUCAAAUAUAUAAUGGUGCAAUGGAACUGUUUGAUAUGCAAUUGGGUUUGUUCUUUUUUUUUUCUGGGUUUUUGUUCAUCAUCAGUAUAUCAGCUUGUUUUGCAUUGAAAUGAGUUAAAGUUCCAAGCUUUAAUUUUGGUUUCAUUUUAAACUUACUUCCACUUCUCUUGGUGUUGGUGGGUUUAAUGAAUCAGCUCAUUGUGGGAAUGGAUUUGAAAUGAGCAUCAAAUUUAUAGACUCUUGGACUGGGAAAUAAGUUUGGUACUUUGAUUUGUAGUUUUAGUCCUUCAUCAAACAUCUUUUCUUGUGAGCUUCAUAUUUGAUUUCAAUAUAAGUAUGGAUUUUAAGUGAAGACUUGUUCUUCUUGUUAAAUUUGGUUGAGAAUAGUAUAUUCGGAUUUUGAUUAUGCAUGGUUCUUGUGCUGACUCAUUUGUCUUCUUUUUCUUUGUCAUUAUUAUCUGCAGCUUACCACAUGAAUAGGCUGUGGUUAGUUUGGCUGUUUCUGCCAUCAUUAAUCCGAGUUUAUCUUUAUACCAUGAUGAUCUGUUCAAUUUCAUCAUUGUUUAGUUGGGUUUUAUAACCUGUCUAUUUUAUCUGUCUCAUUUCUAAGGACUAUAGGCUAUUGUAGAUCCCAUCUCUCAACCAUUAGGAGAUAAUGCCUAUCAGAAUCUAUAUUCUAUUUUGAGUUUUGGAAAACACAACUCUUAUUAAGAGUUGAAAAUUCCAUCAGUUUAUGUGAAUCUGAAAAACUGUCUGCAUUGGUGCAUAACUUCUUGUGUUUAAUAGAAUCUGCCUGCAUAUUUUCCAAGUAUUCUGAUGGAAAUUAAAAACUUUCACAAUGUAAGCAUUGAUAUUCGUUUUAAUAUUUCAUAAUCAUCAAUUUUUAUAAAUCACUGCUUUCAGCUUCAGUUUUUAUCUGUUUUUCACAAGGGCUGGGCUUGUAAACUCAUAAUGGAAUCAGUUAAUGUGUGCCUGAUAUGUAUAUGUAUCCCAACAGCUUAAGCUUUUGGCAGCAAUGUUUUCCAACAUGUUAUCAGAGCCUUGUUUGUCUAGAAUGUGUUGUGUUCAAAUAGUGGGAAUCCCCAGUCAUUCUUUUAUUUCAGUGUUUUUUGUUUCCAUUGCAUUUUAGAGUCUGAGUACAGAAAUUAUGUGCAGAAUCAUUUAGAGUUGAAGAAAUUAGUUAUAAUGUAGCAAUUAUAAAUAUCAGUAUAUUAUAUGGAUUUGCAAGAAUUUAGAAUCAAUUAGGAUUUUUGAAAAUGGGUUUAUGUAUUAUAACUUUUCUUAGUGAAUGAUCUGUACUCAUCAAACCUGCUAGGCUUAUACAAUGUUGAAUAAGAUAGGACGAGUGCAUAAGAGUUCUAUUUCUGUUUCCAAUUCAUUUAUAAAGUACAGAUUAAAAUUGAAAAGGUAGUUAGCUACCAUAUUUUGUUUUACAAUUAAGGAUAUAUAAUUAGAUUUUGUGAUGAAUUGAUGUGUGAAUUUGUGGCCUUCAAUGCAGAAUUUUUUUUUUUAUAAAGAUGAGUAAGAAUUGAGGAAGCAUAUUCAGAGAGGUUAUCUGGUGGAAGAGGGCAAAUUUUUUUGAACUGAGGCAAAUGGCUUCGGUCGUUCAGAAUGACAAAGACACUGAUAAUAGAGGUCAAGUGUGGAUUUUGGAUCAGAAGCUUGAUCAGCCCAUGGAGGAGGAGGCUAAGAGGCUUAGAAAUAUGUACAAAGAAAAGAAAUUUUCAGCAUUAAUGAUUCUGCAACUUGCAUUCCAAAGCCUUGGAGUAGUUUAUGGAGAUUUGGGCACAUCUCCCUUGUAUGUUUUCUAUAACACAUUUCCUGAUAAAAUUGAAGACCCGGAGGAUAUAAUCGGAGCUUUAUCAUUGAUAAUAUACUCCCUCAGUCUUGUUCCACUUCUCAAGUACGUUUUUAUUGUUUGUAGAGCGAAUGACAAUGGUCAAGGUGGAACGUUUGCUCUUUAUUCACUACUCUGCCGACAUGCGAACAUAAUGAUUAUUCCAAACCAAGAUCAGACUGAUGAGGAGCUAACAACAUAUAGCCGUUCCAUAUUCCCUGAAAAAUCAUUUGCUGCUAGAACCAAGAGAUGGUUAGAGGAAAAUGCAUUCAAGAAAACUGCACUUCUUGUUCUCGUACUCAUUGGCUCUUGCAUGGUGAUUGGGGAUGGCAUUCUGACUCCAGCUAUAUCAGUUCUAUCUGCUGUUGGCGGGAUAAAUGUGGGCCACUCCAUGAUAAGUAACGAUGUAGUUGUGCUUGUAGCUGUUGCUAUACUAGUAGGUUUAUUUAGCAUGCAACACUAUGGUACUGAUAGAGUUGGUUGGCUAUUUGCCCCAAUUGUGCUCAUUUGGUUUUUCUUAAUUGGAGGUAUUGGCAUAUUCAAUAUUUGGAGAUAUGAUAGUAGUGUCUUGAAAGCCUUUUCUCCAGUGUAUAUAUAUCGUUAUUUUAAAAGGGGAGGGAAAGAUAGUUGGACAUCUCUUGGAGGUAUUAUGCUUAGUAUAACAGGAACAGAGGCACUUUUCGCUGACCUAUCCCAUUUUCCAGUUGCAUCCAUACAGAUUGCUUUCACAGUAAUUGUAUUUCCUUGCCUUCUUCUUGCCUAUUCUGGACAGGCAGCAUACCUUUUGAAGAACCCAAAAUGUGUGGGGGGUGCAUUUUAUCAUUCUAUUCCAGAUAAAAUAUAUUGGCCAGUGUUUCUUGUUGCAACUGCAGCUGCUGUUGUUGCAAGUCAGGCCACCAUUUCUGCGACUUUUUCAUUAGUUAAGCAGGCCCUUGCACUUGGCUGCUUCCCAAGAGUGAAAGUUAUACAUACCUCAAAGAAGUUCCGCAACCAGAUAUAUAUUCCUGAUAUUAAUUGGAUCCUUAUGAUUCUCUGCAUUGCGGUGACAGUUGGAUUCAAAAAUCAAACCCAAAUUGGAAAUGCUUCUGGCACAGCAGUUGUGAUAGUCAUGCUGGAAACCACAUUGCUUAUAACUCUAAUCAUGAUAUUGGUAUGGCGCUGCCAUUGGACAAUUGUGCUGAUCUUCACUGGCUUGUCACUGGUUGUGGAGUGCACUUACUUUUCUGCUGUACUACUGAAGGUCAAUCAAGGUGGUUGGGUUCCUCUUGUGAUUGCAGCAGCCUUUUUCAUCAUCAUGUAUGGUUGGCAUUAUGGUACAGCAAAACGCUAUGAGUUUGAGGUGCACAGUAAGGUUUCAAUGGCAUGGAUUCUUGGGCUUGGCCCCAGUUUAGGACUUGUUCGAGUCCCUGGGAUAGGACUUGUGUACACUGAGCUAGCAAGUGGAGUACCUAACAUCUUUUCCCACUUCGUUACCAACUUACCUGCAAUUCACUCCGUUCUUGUGUUUGUCUGUGUGAAGUACCUUCCUGUUCACAUGGUCCCAGAAGAAGAGAGAUUCCUAGUAAAGCGGAUUGGACCCAAGAAUUUUCACAUGUUCCGUUGUGUUGCAAGAUACGGCUAUCAAGACCUACAUAAGAAAGAUCAUCAGUUUGAAAAAAAGCUCUUUGAUAACCUGCUCCUGUUUGUUCGGUUUGAGUCCUUGAUGGAAGGGUCUUCAGACUCAGAAUAUUCUAGUUUAGACGGUGAGGAAAUUGAUCAGUCUGACAACAUCCUCUUUAACAAUAAUGGCAAUACAUGUCACUCCAAUGCAGGUAACACGGUUUCAUCAGAGGACUCAAUUGUGAUCGUUAAUUCUUCAUUGCUUGCAAACAAUACCAUCAGGUCAUGCAGCCAAGCAAGCAGCCAGAUUGAGACUGAUGAGUUAGAAUUCUUGACUGCCUGUAGAGAUGUCGGGGUUGUGCACAUACUAGGGAACACAGUAGUGAAAGCUGCGAGGGAUUCAGGGUUGUACAAGAGGAUAGCCGUUGAUUACAUAUAUGCAUUUCUUCGGAAGAUAUGCAGGGAAAAUAGUGUGAUAUUCAAUGUUCCACAGGAGAGUCUAUUGAAUGUUGGGCAGAUAAUGUAUGUAUGAUGCGCCGGUUCUAACCAUAUUCACCUGUCAUCACUACCUUUAGUAAGGAGUGACAUUGCUCACAACAGUGUCGACUUUGAUAUUACUAAUGGAUAUGGUUUUAAGCUUA